AGAGAGGAAAACGGCAGAAGAGUUGAAGUGCUGUGAUACUUUUAUAGGUGGCUUGAUUACUUUUAACCAAGUAACUGUAGAGGAAUAUUUGUCCUCUACUGUUCCAGUGCACUGUGCCUGCCUGCUGCCGUACUCCCUUUCAUGAUGACAAUGGACUCGAGCCUUCUGAAGCUGUAAUUACUUUUGGUGACUGUUUCCUCUUUAUGCAAUGUAUCAGUCCAUAUCUGAAACUAGACAUCCUCUGCAGUCAGAAGAACAAGAAGUAGGCAUUGACCCCUUGUCCAGCUAUUCACAUAAGUCUGGAGGAGAUCCAAGUCAAAAUGGGAAAAGAACAAAUUCUACCUUAGACUCUGAAGGAACCUUUAAUUCAUAUACGAAAGAAUGGGAAGAACUAUUUGUAAACAACAAUUACUUGGCAACAAUAAGACAGAAGGGGAUUAAUGGGCAGCUGAGAAGCAGCAGGUUCCGCAGCAUCUGCUGGAAGCUCUUUCUUUGUGUUCUUCCUCAAGACAAAAGCCAAUGGAUAAGUAGAACUAAAGAACUGAGAGCAUGGUAUAGCAGCAUUAAAGAGACACAUAUCACUAAUCCAAGGAAAGCUGUUGGCCAACAGGAUCUGAUGAUCAACAAUCCCCUUUCACAAGAUGAAGGAAGCCUUUGGAACAAGUUCUUCCAGGAUAAAGAAUUGCGGUCCAUGAUUGAGCAGGAUGUCAAGAGAACAUUUCCUGAAAUGCAGUUUUUCCAACAAGAAAAUGUGAGAAAAAUUCUUACAGAUGUUCUGUUCUGUUAUGCUAGAGAAAAUGAGCAGUUGCUGUAUAAACAGGGUAUGCAUGAGCUGCUAGCACCUAUCAUCUUUGUUCUUCACUGUGACCACCAAGCUUUUCUGCACGCCAGUGAGUCUGCACAGCCCAGUGAGGAAAUGAAAACUCUAUUGAACCCUGAGUUUCUGGAGCACGAUGCCUAUGCAAUGUUCUCACAGCUUAUGGAAACUGCUGAACCUUGGUUUUCUACUUUUGAGCAUGAUGGUCAAAAGGGAAAAGAUACUCUGAUGACACCCAUACCCUUUGCUAGACCACAGGAUUUAGGACCAACAGUUGCCAUUGUUACUAAAGUCAACCAGAUCCAGGAUCAUCUACUGAAGAAGCAUGAUAUUGAGCUCUAUAUGCACUUGAACAGACUAGAAAUUGCACCACAAAUAUAUGGGUUGCGAUGGGUACGGCUGCUGUUUGGGAGGGAGUUCCCGCUACAGGAUCUGCUGGUGGUCUGGGACGCCUUGUUUGCAGACGGCCUCAGCCUGAGCUUAGUCGAUUAUGUCUUCAUAGCCAUGCUACUCUAUAUCCGAGAUGCUUUAAUUUCUAGUAACUACCAGACCUGCCUCGGCCUUCUGAUGCAUUAUCCACUCAUCGGAGACAUACACUCACUGAUUCUUAAAGCUCUGUUCCUUAGAGACCCAAAGAGAAAUCCAAGGCCUGUAACUUACCAGUUCCACCCCAAUUUAGAUUACUACAAGGCACGGGGAGCAGACCUUAUGAAUAAAAGCCGGACCAAUGCCAGAGGUGCUCCCCUGAAUAUACACAAGGUCUCCAACAGCCUGAUUAACUUUGGAAGAAAAUUGAUUUCCCCAGCCUCGGUUCCAGGCAGUCUGGGUGGCCCUGUGCCUGGGAGCAACAGCAGCAGCUCCUUCUCUGCUGCCGUCCCCACCUCUGAGGAAGCCCCAAGGCAUCACAUGCAGCAGCAGCGGCAGCAGCAGCGGCAGCAGCAGCGGCAGCGACAGCAGCAGCAGCAGCAGCAACAGCAGCAGCGGCUGAUGAAAUCUGAAAGCAUGCCAGUACAGUUGAACAAAGGUGACGUAGUUACAGGAAGCAGUGCUCAGCUCUCUGUUCCUGUCCAGGCUCUAACUGACCUCCAAGGGCAAAAUUCUAAGAUCAUCAGUCCAACCUCAAGCAUCGAGAGUUUGCCUGGGGGAAGAGAGUCCUCUGGCUCCCCACCUUCAUCAGCUUCUAAAAAGGAUUCCUUUUUCAGCAACAUCGCACGUUCCCGCUCACACAGCAAAACUAUAGGGAGAAAAGAAUCUGAAGAGGAAUUGGAAGCCCAGAUUUCCUUCCUCCAAGGACAGCUGAAUGACCUAGAUGCCAUGUGCAAGUACUGUGCCAAGGUCAUGGACAUGCAUCUUGUUAAUAUUCAAGAUGUGGUAUUACAAGAGAAUUUGGAAAAAGAAGAUCAAAUUCUGGUUUCCUUGGCAGGUUUAAAACAGAUCAAAGACAUUCUGAAAGGCUCCCUGCGUUUCAACCAGAGCCAGCUGGAGGCUGAGGAGAAUGAACAGAUCACCAUCGCCGACGAUCACUACUGCUCCAGUGGCCAGGACCAGAGCCACCAAGUUCCGAGGGCCACCAAGCAGGCCCCUUCAGAGAUGCCAGGGUGUUCAGGUGGACGGACCUCCGAUGACUUCAUUCUGGUUAACAAAGAAGAUGAGGGGUGCAGUGCCAGGGGGGCCUUCUCAGGUCAGUCCCAGCCGCUUCUCACCCUCAGAAGCACAUCUGGGAAGAGCAGAGCAGCCUGCUCCCCACUGGUAUUCUCAGACCCCUUGAUGGGCCCAGCAUCAGCCUCCUCCAGCAACCCCAGCUCCAGCCCUGAUGACGACAGCAGCAGAGACUCUGGCUUUACCAUCGUCAGCCCCCUGGACAUCUGAACACAGGGACCCGACUUGUGGAGACCCUGCUGCUGAACUAAUGUUUUUUCCCAGCAUGCAUUUUGGCACUGGCACAACCCACCCUUUAACAAGAGGUUUCCUCUUUCCAUGCCCUAUGUUCACCAGAAGUGCAGGUAGAGCUUUCCACCUGACCCCAUGACCCUUGCUCUGAGUUAGGGCAAAGUCAGGCACCCAGCUCUGUGCCCACUGUCAGACAGACCACAGUUGCGCCACCGUCUUCCAUCCUCCUCCCCAGCACCUAGCUGGAAGAGCUGCUUUCAGGACUUCCUGUUAUCAAGGCUUCGGCCACAGGAAACUUGUUAAUACUGUGUGGUGAUCUGGCAGGCAGCCUCCCUCCUGCUGCACUCAGAGUGAACUGUAGAAGCAGGGUCUCAGAUUAGGACUCAGAUUUUGCUUUGACUCAAGUACAUUUCCAGGCCCUGGGCUGAAUAAACUUCAGCCUCUUCUGUUCUCCCUGAACUGCAUUUCACCUUCUAGAAUCUCCACAGGCAUGAAGCAUGAGGCAGCUGUAAGCUACUGUGGCCUGUUACAAUGAGGAGCACAAAGGAAAACCACAUUUCCACCACCCAGAGCCAAACCCCCACUGGGAAUUAGAUUUGGAGUCCCUUCUGUGGGAGCAGGCUUCCUAAAACACAUUCCAGGUGCCAGAAGAGUACAGGGCCCCUACUCAGCUGUAAACUGAGGUGCUGCUUCAAGGAUGGUUCUGCAUGCCCUGUGCCCCUGCCUGGGCUGCCACAGGUGUGCCGCCUCCUCUGCUGGCAGAGCACAGAGCUGUGCCGGGCACUCUUUCCUGCAAGGAGAAGGGCUUUCUGUUCCCAAGCAGGCACUCUGCUGGGGACAGUGGGGACUGUUGGCAGAUGCAGCACCUGCUACACUUGCCUUGUGUCUCUCUCCGCAGAGGGCAGCAGAGCCUCUGGGCAGUGUCCCCCUCCUUCACAGCACUGCCUUUCUCUGCAGACGUAAGUCUGAUGCUCCUCCAUCUUGGAAAACAGGGACACUAAAGUCAGCUCCUGUGAGGACUUCUCCUUAGCUGUACUAGAUGGCAGGGCUGUUGGCUGCCAUGGUGCCUGAUGAGCUCUGCCCCUGCCUCGGACUAGUCCUCUCAGCACUCGAAGGAGGCUAGUUCCAUGUCCCAUGAAGACAUAAGAACCAGGGCCACCACAUGGUGGGCAUCCAUCCUCCGAGGGAGGGUUGCCAUUAGCCACUUCACAGAGGCAUCAGUACCCUUAGACCUAAGGAAGUAUUUACUCACCCCUCCAGGCCUGGUACAGUGCUGGCCAUGUCUGUCCCAGCUGAGACACUGUUCCCAACAUUCUCUUUGCUUUGAGAAGAAGGGUCAUAGCUGAGUGUUAUUGUCUAUCCACAGAGCCAAGAAGGUGACAGGCUGAUUCCCUACCAUUUAAAUGGGCAUUUCACAGUCUUUAACCUACCUGCCCUGCCCGUGCCCCCCAUCCUGUGCUGUGUGAGUGCCCUGUGAGAGCUCCUGGGUUCACACUGAGGUGUUUCUGUGGUCCCCAGUUAGCCCGCUUUUCUGCUUGGAAGAGGCAGGAAGGAGUGGAGAGUGCUGUGUACUAGGUGACUUCACUCUUCCUGUUGAACAUUGCUUCCCUUUCUGUCCCCAACAUUGCUGGUGCAAAAUGUGUUCCUUCCCUGUACGUUAUCAGGUACUCUGUCUAACUGCACAUAUUGAACUUUUUUCCUUAGCCACAUGGUAAUCAUCAGUUCUGAUCGCUCACAUUUUGAUUGUAGCAGCUAAAUACAGUUUUAUAUAUACUCCAAGCUUAGAUUACGCCCCAUUGUCAUUUACUUUUUAAAACAUGUCUCUGUGUUUCGUGCAACCCUUUCUGAUCAGAUUGGAAUUGUGAGUUAAAACAUUCCUGUGUGUUAAAGAGGGUCACAGACUUGCCUUGUCUUAUGGGUUUGCUGUGGUCAUGGGGCCUUCCUGGUUUAUUUCGUCCAAGAUGACCUGCUGUUCUGCGCUAACUGCAGCUUGAAAAGAAAAGAAAUGACCACAGCACCACAUAAGUAUAGCUCUAGAGCACAGCCUACUCCUGUGGGGUUGGCUGUGCUGGACAAGCGUGCAGGUGCUGCCUUUAGUGGCAGGAGAGCUGAACAAGUGAAAAGAAUCCCCUAGCCAUACCUGCCAGUGUUGAUGCAGGUUGCUGUUUGUUUUGUGAAAGCUCUCCCAGUGGCCACUCAAGGACAAAGUGGGGAGUACCCAUGGCCCUGUGUCAGCCAGUUCCAUCUUUCCCCAGGACACAAUCCUGGCCUUUAUCCAGAGUGGGAGCUACUAAGUCAUGGGAGCCUGGAGAAGAGGCUGAAUACACACAGAGCUAUCAAGCCAGGCCUCUUCACUGAUCAGAUGCCUUCCUCCAUGCUAGGCAAAACGUUUUUCUGGUAAGAAAUAGCAAGUUCAUAUACCCAAUCUCGUGACCAUAUUGGGGUAGAAGUUGUAGUGCCGUUCAUGAGGCUCCAUUAUCUGCUUAAUGGCGUCCUCAUGAACCUCGGUGCUGGAACUCAGGCUCAUGUAGGAAAUGAUGCCUCCUUUGGGAGAGAGACCCCAUUCUUCCAAGAACCUAGCUCUGAGGUCAGGCAAGCACAGAAGCACCUGGCCAUGUGGGGCUGGUGCUGUCCAUGGCUUGGCCUCACCUGCUUUUCCUUCCUUUGUAACAUGGGCAACCUUCACAGCCUCCUGAGACUGCUUCCUUACCUGCACGAUAUCACCAAUACUGUCUACCCUUGUCAGCUCAGCUAGGUGAAGACAUUGGAAGAACAGGUGUGAAGUGAGUGGCAGAGCCAUUGGGGGGGGGGAUUGUGGUUCCGGAAGUGCCACUCCCAUUGAUAGUGUGGGCUACAGAGGCCUCUUGAUGUGGGGUCCCACCCUGAGGCAGCCCUGCCAGCCACUUCCAAUAUAGCUUAUCCUUCCCUCCGCAUGGCAGUCUCCUGCAGCACAGGGUUUGCCACAGGGUAGGAAUGGGGGGGGGGUGGUCAGAGCAUUUUACAUCUUAAAUGACACAUAGGGAGAACGAGGGGGACACCUGUAGUUUAGAUGAAGCCCAGGACCAGCAAGUGAGCAGUCAUUUAGCCUGUGCUCAGGCAGCUUCAGGGUCCCAGCCAGUGAUGAAAGCGUGACCCAGGAGCCACAAGGCAUCACAGGCACAGGGACUAGCUCACUGGACCUUUGGGGCCUUCUCCAGACCAGUAAUAGCCACACGUGUGCCAGAAGUGCCUCACCCCUGUCUCCAACUGUCCUUCUCCCUAGUUCAGCUCUCUGCCUUAGGACUUCUCUUAGAGGGUCUGCUGUUUGAGCCCCACUUCUACCUUGGGGACACCCUAGGCCAGUACUGGCUGUUUCCCUUUGGGUUGGGCUUGUUUUGCUGGUUCCUUCCCAUUGAGCCUCCUCCUGCAACUCCAUUCUUCCCGUUUCCAAACUACAGGCUGAGCCUGGUUUAAAGGGAGUGGCAAAGGGAGGAAGAUACUGCUAGGUAAAGCUAUCAGGCAGCCCUGGGGCAAGGCAGGGUAAAGCUAUCAGGCAGCCCUGGGGCAAGGCUGGGUUGCCCCUGCUCCUGACGUAGGAACCAGCCAAAGCCAGGGCAGCCCCUCUACGUGUGAGUUUUGGAAUCCAGGUCUACCCAUUUGCCAGUUGGUCCUUAUGGAGUUGGUUCUAGCACUCCAAAAAGUGGACACUUUGACUGGAAGCCAGCCUCUGAACUCUAAACACAUCUGUUGUAAGACAGGUGGGAAGAGGCAACAUUUCUACACUGGGGGAGGAGGCUCCCUCUACACCUGCUCACUUUUAUCUACAGAGAUACAACUGGAUUAUCUCAAAGAGGGAGACUGCCUGUGUGCUAAAGGCACAACAGCUCCUUAAAUUCCAGAAAGGGCAAGAGGGCCAUGCCUGCAUUAGGAGAAGCUUCCAUCCAGCCUGGGAGGAGAGUCUGUGGUGAGCAGUGGGCACACCUUCCUGCUAGGAAAUGCUAGGCACUAGUUGCAUGGUAGUUUCACAGUGGCUGCAGAGGUUGUAUCCCCCCAUCCCAGGCACUUGAUAUGAGGGGUAACUUCACUCUUUGACACUUUGGUGCACACUCAGAGCCCCAAUGACCAUAGGAAGCCAGUGUCAGAAUUUUGACUGUAGUUAAGAAAAUGAGGGGAACUAGUGGUAGUACUGCACGCCAUUAAUCCCAGCACUCUGGAGGCGGAGGCAGGUGGAUCUCUGUGAAUUCGAGGCCAGCCUAGUCUCCAAAGCAAGUUCCAGAACAGCCAGGGUUGUCACAUACAGAAAGCCUGUCUCCCCCACCCCAAAAAAAGGAAAGAAAGAAAAUAAUAAAAAAUGAAGGGAUGGGGCUGCAAUGGGUGCCUCUUCCUACCAAAGAAUUAUAACCAAUUAAGCCCACCAUGCAGAGACUGUCAUUCACCUCGACCUUCCCACAGUACCCUUGACUCUCAACAUGACAUAACGAGUUCCUGCAUUCUUGUUCCUACCCCUGAUCCACAGCUACUCAGCUGCCAAAGCCAGGUCCUGCUGUCUAGUUCAUAGCCUCCCCGUCCUCCAAUUAGCCAUUGUAAAUAAGGCCUUGUCCCUAUCCAUUACAUGUGCCUUACUCCUCCGAGUCUCCAGCUCACCUUCCUCUAAAGCAGAGGCAACCUGGUCUUUACCCCAGUAUGUUCCCACCCCAGCCUGUUCUAUCCACCCACACAGCAUCCUGAGAUAGCACCCUCUGGUGAGGCACGUCCUGACGGAAUGCGUAUUGCUGACAUAGACUCUGCAGGUCAAGAACUCCAAGGCCUCAGUCCCACUCAAGUGGCCAAGUCUUACCUCGGUGAGGCUCCAAAGCCUUCCUCUGAGUCCCAGUAUGAGUGAUUAUGUUUGGUUGGCCAGUGUGUGCAAAGAUGAUUAUAGCCCAAGACUGCUUACCUACAGAGACCUCCAUUAGAGAUUGCAUAACCUCUCUCUCUGUGCUGUGCCUAAUAAACAUGCAGCUGCCGGGUGGGGCAGUCCCCUCCCAACUUUA
Arvicola amphibius (Eurasian water vole) is the source of this 7719-nucleotide messenger RNA. It is a transcript of the gene Tbc1d5, whose product is annotated as TBC1 domain family member 5. The record is from RefSeq and is a predicted model, not a curated record. NCBI's taxonomy places the organism in Eukaryota, Metazoa, Chordata, Mammalia, Rodentia, Cricetidae. Gene Ontology annotation, molecular function: GTPase activator activity. The coding region runs from base 209 to 2686 and encodes 825 amino acids. The transcript is spliced from 23 exons. Gene Ontology annotation, biological process: activation of GTPase activity.